Messenger RNA from Staurois parvus, 302 nucleotides. Lineage: Eukaryota; Metazoa; Chordata; Amphibia; Anura; Ranidae. The record is from the annotation of a GenBank genome assembly.
AUGUUUGAUUCUGUCUUCUCUGAUCCUCCCCUUUUUCUACUGUCCCCAAUCCAUCUGCUGAUAGAACAGAACAGAACCUUGGGGGCAAGCUACACAUGCUCAGUUUCGUGUGAACUGCUAGAGAGCAUGUGAUCAGCACAGGGCCAAUCAGCAUUGUCCAGAGGUCAGGGGUUCUGCAACCUCAGAGGAGAGAAUGAAAACUCCUACAAGCUUUAACCAGUGCUCUGCUGGACACUGAUAGAAGUUACAAGACUGCUCUAACUGCUGAUGAGAAAAUGUAUUGAGCAGUUUAUAUUUACUAA